AUGUUAUUAAGAAGUGGACGACGAACAUUGGAGUUUCUUGUUAACACCACCGGCCAGCAAGUUGAACAUUUCAAUUCCCACAUUGAGCCUAACAUUUCAGAGGAUAUCAACAUGGCUAACCAGACUUUGAAGCAAUUGGCCGCUCCUAACUUGGCUGCGCAACCACCAUCUAUCACGUAUCCUGCCCUUGAUAAGCCAUUAAAGCUUAAUUCGGGAUUCCUUAACUUGUUGCCAAAAUUCAAUGGGUUACCAGGUGAGGACCCUUACCGUCAUAUUAAUGAAUUUUUAAUUACUUGUUCAACUAUGCAGCCAGAUGGCAUUGAAGAGGAACAAAUCAAGCUCCGAGCUUUCUCUUUCUCGUUACAAGGUUUGGCAAAGGACUGGUUAUAUUACAUGCCACCAGGUUCAUUCACAACUUGGACAGGGUUACAUAAGGCUUUCCUUGAGAAGUAUUUUUCGGCAUCAAGAAUAGGAUCAAUCAGGAAGGAAAUUUGUGGAAUUAAGCAACUGGGAGGUGAGUCAUUAUAUGAAUACUGGGAAAGGUUUAAACGACUAUGUGCGAGUUGUCCACAGCAUCAGAUUAGUGAGCAGCUCUUAGUGCAAUACUUUUAUGAAGGAUUGACACCACAAGAUCGAGGAAUGAUCGAUGCAGCGAGUGGAGGUGCUUUGGUUGAUAAAACUCCUGAACAAGCCCGGAAUUUGAUUGCUAAUAUGGCACAAAAUACACAGACAUACCAUAGAUAUGUGUCGAACAUUACAGGAAGGGGAAGCAAAUGCCGUCUUUCCAAAUCAGAGAAGCAAAAUUCUCGACAAUAUAAUUCAUCACAGCAACAACCCAGCCAUCAAAAUCUUAGUGCUGAAAUGAAGCAGUUGCAAACCAGAGCCUCGUCGACCGACGUUAAUCUUGGGAACUUGCAAGCACAGGUAAAUAAUAGGUUACCAUCACAGCCUGUGGCAAAUCCAAGGGAUAAUGUCAGUGCUAUAACCUUGCGAAGUGGCAAGGAGUUGAGAUCGAUACUAAAGAAGGGCCAAAACAGUAAUGAGGAAGAUGAAACUGAGGUAAGAAAGGUCCGGUUUAGUGAUAUUGAAGAGGGAAAUUCAGCCUUGCCAAAAGCGGAUUUACAACCGUCGCAAGCAGCUCCAAAGGAAGUAGCAAAUUUUGAGCAGGAAACGAGGGUUCCCGAGCUUCGAGCACAAGUAGGUCAGAACGAUAAUAACCAACCUCGAUCUUAUGUACCGAAGGCGCCAUUUCCACAGCGUUUGAGGAAGGAAAAAUCAGACGACGUCAAUACCGAAAUUCUUGAGACUUUCCGUAAGAUUAGUCUAGGCGAAAAUGUCUCUGCGGUAUUUCAAAUGAAACUUCUUAUUAAAUGUAAAGAUCCUGGAAUGUUUUCGAUACCUUGUAAGAUAGGAGACCUUAAACUUGAUAGAGCUAUGCUUGAAUUGGGUGCUUCUAUUAAUGUAAUGCCUAGUAGUAUCUAUGAUAAGGUUCAAUUAGGUGCAUUAAAAGACACGGGACUGAUAAUACAACUUGCAGAUAGAAGUAAUGCCUAUCCUGAUGGCGUUUUAGAAGAUGUUCUAGUGCAAGUGAAUGAGUUAGUUUUUCCAGCUGAUUUUUAUGUUUUAGACAUGGGAGCUAGUGAUAACUCAGUUGAUGUACCCUUACUUUUAGGUAGACCCUUCCUUAAGACAGCUAGAACGAAAAUUGAUGUGCAUAAAGGGAAUUUAACAAUGGAAUUUGAUGGUGAGAUUAUUAAAUUCAAUAUAUUUGAUGCUAUGAGAUAUCCCACUGAUAUUAAUUCUGUAUUUACUCUUGAUGUAAUUGACAAUUUUGUUCAAGAUGUCUAUGAAUUAGGGGAAGAAGACGAGUUGAAAAGCGUUCUCGCUAAGAGCAUUUUUGAUGUCGACAAGCAAUAA
Messenger RNA from Gossypium raimondii (Peruvian cotton), 1917 nucleotides. RefSeq lists its product as uncharacterized. The transcript is spliced from 6 exons. Bases 1 to 1917 code for a protein of 638 amino acids. The record is from RefSeq and is a predicted model, not a curated record. NCBI's taxonomy places the organism in Eukaryota, Viridiplantae, Streptophyta, Magnoliopsida, Malvales, Malvaceae.